Penicillium malachiteum is the source of this 1626-nucleotide messenger RNA. RefSeq lists its product as uncharacterized. The record is from RefSeq and is a predicted model, not a curated record. Bases 1 to 1626 code for a protein of 541 amino acids. Lineage: Eukaryota; Fungi; Ascomycota; Eurotiomycetes; Eurotiales; Aspergillaceae. The transcript has 2 exons.
AUGACUGACCUCCAACGUGCUCCAUCAAGUCGCGGGGCUCCCGAUGUGGAGGCCAGUGCGAACACUGGGUCUGUGGACGCAUCGACGUCACGAGAGCCAGGAGGCCUGACUCGAUCAGAAGUUAUUCAAGUUCCUCGAUCACCACAGCCAUUGUCUUUGCAGAUAGAUGGACUGAAUGCACGUAUUCAUGAUAAAGUCAUCUCGUUUCCCUCCUACGUUGAAUCAUCCGAACGUGGUAGCAAUACCUCGACCGAUACCCCUCGACCGGAGCCCCAGUCCGCCAGUACAUUCGCAGACUCUUUGUCCAGUAUUCCCCUUUCUUCCUUGAACGAUUCCAGUCAAUCAAUCAAAAUCGAAAAUUCCCAGUCCUCCGUUGAGAUCACACCAACACCAACGAAUUAUUCGACCCCACAAGAACAUUUACCAGUGAAACAGAACGGGAAUGGAAUGGAAGAAGGUGUUCAUACUUCAGGGCAACAUAAAAAUGGAUCCUUAUCCCCACCACAAUCGCCCAACCAUUCAAACCCACUGGCACGACCAGAAAAUGGAGUUUCUUUUGCGCCAGGACACAAAAGGACGGCAACUGGGGAUAUUAAAUCCAUGGCCUCGAGUAUUACAAUACCUCCAAAUCAAGAUGAUGACAAUUUCGGGGCUGCACGGCGACGCUCAAAAAGCACUGGCUCGCCAGCAUACGGAAGUAGAAUAGCACAGUUGUCGGUGCACAUCCGUACCCGUCUAUCAUACGCGGCAGCAAAGAUAGAAAAGUCCCGACAGGCGCGUGAAAAAGACACUCAGCUUGCACUUCGCGGACUUGAAAUUCUAUCAUCAGCGAGCACACCUAACCCCAGUGGGGCUACUUCAACGCCACCGUCAGGCUUAACACCAACUUCUCACCCACAGAACCUAACAUCCACAAGCACAUCUCACAACUCCUCUUCUCAUAACCCCUCCCAAUCAACUAUCUCCUCCCCUGGCAAACUUCUUCCCUUUCCUAAAUUAGCGCCUCCUGUUGAUAUCAUCUCAUCGAAUGGAGAUUCGCGCCGACGCCGGCCAAACCCAAAUACGGGUCCAAAAGAAUUCAAUCGCAGCCCUUAUGUUCGGCAUCAUCGUCGACACCAUUCAGUGCAAGAGCCAUCGGUAACGAAAUCAUUGGGCUCACCACCUGUGCUAGGCCCAGAUACACCACACAUUCCUCCGUCUGCCCGGAUGCCUUUAUCAGCACAACACGAAGUGUACAGAUCACGCACCCAUUCACAAAGCACAUCCAUGGAGCAGGAUGCAAUUGAAACACUCCUAUUCAUGUCCAGCCCUGAAAACUCUGGCUACCGAUCUAGUCCACGUCCUUUACAACCACCAGCCUCACAACUCAGUCUGAAUGAAUCAAUCCAGUCGCACUUCAACGGAGUCAGUGAUCAGAGUUCUCAAAGCGACAAAUCACACAAUAGAAGGAACUUUGAGCUCGAGCUCCGACCAUCUGGAUUUGGGUUGGAGUCGAAUGCUGGAGACGAGAUCGAUCGUAUUCUAGAUCAGAUGGAAAGUGACAGCGAGGAUGAUGAGCGAUAUGCAUCGCACCGGCCUAGAGCCCAAACGCAAACAUCGAAGGGGUAUCAUGGAUAUCGCAGGUAA